GGCCCAUCUGAGGCCCAGACCGAUUUCCGAAUCCAUGAGUGUGUGUGAGAGAGACUUUUCAUUCGUUUCGAGCAAAAAGCCUCGCCACUUCCUCUUCACACUUGAUGGCCAACGCUCACACCCUCCCCACUUCCUGCCUCUUCAACAAGGGGUUUCAACAAUCUUGGGGUUUGAGCUUACCGUUUACGUAUUCAAGAAUCAACCAAAGCUUCCAAACACGAAUUUUUGUGGAGAUGCAGGAAGAUAGAGCUCCAAUGAUAAGCAAUCACUCUAAGAUGAAAAUUCCACAUGUGUUAACUGUUGCUGGCUCUGAUUCGGGAGCUGGAGCUGGAAUCCAGGCUGAUAUUAAGGCCUGCGCGGCACGUGGAGUCUACUGUUCCACUGUGAUAACGGCUAUCACUGCACAGAACACUGUUGGGGUUCAGGGUGUAAAUGUUGUGCCUGAGGAUUUUGUGGGAGAGCAGUUGAAGUCUGUGUUAUCUGAUAUGCAAGUCGAUGUGGUGAAAACAGGCAUGCUACCAUCUAUUGGCAUUGUCAAUGUCCUUAAUCAAAGUCUAAGGGAGUUCCCAGUACAAGCUUUAGUGGUUGAUCCUGUCAUGGUAUCUACAAGUGGAGAUGCACUGGCUGGUCCUUCCAUUCUUGCUGGGUUUCGAGAGGAGCUUUUUCCUAUGGCUGAUAUAAUCACACCAAAUUUAAAAGAGGCAUCUGCUUUACUUGGUGGUCAGCAACUGGAAACAGUUUCUGACAUGCGUUCUGCUGCAAAACUGUUACAUGACAUGGGCCCACGAAAUGUGCUUGUCAAAGGUGGCGAUCUUCCUGAUUCAUCGGAUGCUGUUGAUAUUUUUUUCAAUGGUCAGGACUUCUAUGAGCUGCGAUCUUCCCGCAUUAAAACUCGCAACACUCAUGGUACUGGUUGCAGCCUGGCAUCUUGUAUAGCAGCUGAGCUGGCAAAAGGUUCACCAAUGCUACAAGCUGUUAAGGUUGCUAAACGCCAUGUUGAGACUGCUUUGGAUUACAGCAAAGACUUUGUCAUUGGAAAUGGGGCCCAAGGCCCCUUUGACCUCCUAUUUAGGCUUAAGAGUUACGUUCAAAAUUCUUGGAGGCAAGUGGGAUUUAAUCCAAGUGACUUGUUCUUGUAUGCUGUUACAGACUCUAGGAUGAAUAAAAAGUGGGGACGUUCUAUUGCAGAUGCUGUUGGAGCUGCCAUAGAAGGAGGUGCUACCAUUGUUCAAUUGAGGGAAAAGGAUGCUGGAACGCAGGAUUUUUUGGAAGCAGCGAAAGCAUGUCUCAAAAUUUGCCGUUCACAUGGAAUACCUCUACUGAUAAAUGACCGCAUUGAUGUUGCCAUUGCUUGUGAUGCUGAUGGAGUGCAUGUUGGUCAGUCAGACAUGCCUGCUCGUGUAGCCCGCACUCUUCUUGGCCCUGAAAAGAUCAUUGGUGUAUCGUGCAAGACGACAGAGCAAGCCCAUCAAGCAUGGAUAGACGGGGCCGAUUACAUUGGUUGCGGUGGCGUAUAUCCAACUAAUACGAAGGCAAACAAUCUCACUGUUGGCCUGGAUGGGUUGAAGGCUGUUUGUGUGGCUUCCAAGUUGCCUGUGGUUGCAAUCGGUGGUAUUGACGCUUCAAAUGCAUGUUCUGUGAUGCAAAUUGGUGUACCAAAUCUGAAAGGAGUUGCCGUUGUGUCGGCUCUUUUCGAUCGGGAAUCCAUUCUCGCGGAGACUAGGAAGUUGCAUGUAGUGUUAAAGGAGGCAGCAUCAAUGUCAGUACAGAUCGCAUUGAAAUGAGGCUUUUUCGAUAUCACAACUAGAAAGAAUUUGUGGCUCAAGGCUGGUUUUUUCGGUUAUAUUAGAGGAGUUCAUAGUCCAAAGAAAAUACAUUAGUUAGUUGUUUUAGCCGCAAAUAUUCAUACUAUCUAAUAAUGGGCAUCAAUGCCAGGCUUGCGUGGAUGCCCAAGGGUUUCUGUUUAGGUCGAUAAAAGGCAAGUUGCUGCCUUUGAGCCAACCAAUCCAAAUUUUUUACCAUUCGGUCAUUAUGUUUAUUUUGUAAAAGAUGAAUGAGUUCAUGAGGAAUUUUAUGUGCGUUUUGCUUUGACA
Messenger RNA from Alnus glutinosa, 2093 nucleotides. RefSeq names its product thiamine biosynthetic bifunctional enzyme TH1, chloroplastic. Gene Ontology annotation, cellular component: chloroplast. Lineage: Eukaryota; Viridiplantae; Streptophyta; Magnoliopsida; Fagales; Betulaceae. Bases 105 to 1784 code for a protein of 559 amino acids. Gene Ontology annotation, biological process: thiamine biosynthetic process. The transcript is spliced from 10 exons. Gene Ontology annotation, molecular function: thiamine-phosphate diphosphorylase activity; phosphomethylpyrimidine kinase activity; hydroxymethylpyrimidine kinase activity. The record is from RefSeq and is a predicted model, not a curated record.